ACCCCAUUGCACCUUGCAGCGCUCUCUGGGAAUGUGGAGCUGGUGAAGCUGCUGCUGCAGUACCAGACCCGAGUGAACCAGCAGAACUCGGCGGGGAAGAGCCCUCUGCACUUCGCAGCGGUCGGGGGGCAUCUGGAGAUCAUUCGCAUCCUCUUGUCGGCCGGGGCUUGCCUGGAGACGAGGGACGAUCAAGGGAGGAACGCGCAUGACUACGCGGUCGAGAAGGGACAGCAGGCUGCUGCUGCUGCCCUG
Molecule: messenger RNA, 252 nt
Organism: Guillardia theta CCMP2712
Lineage: Eukaryota; Cryptophyceae; Pyrenomonadales; Geminigeraceae
Exons: 1
Molecular function (GO): protein binding
Source: RefSeq, a predicted model, not a curated record